Molecule: messenger RNA, 1739 nt
Organism: Melampsora larici-populina 98AG31
Lineage: Eukaryota; Fungi; Basidiomycota; Pucciniomycetes; Pucciniales; Melampsoraceae
Exons: 3
Coding region: 244-1350 (368 amino acids)
Source: RefSeq, a predicted model, not a curated record
CUCAAUUUUCACGUAUCUUUCGUCUUCUGGGUUUUUAUCAUUUUCAAUUAAAAUCAACAAUUACACCACGAAGCUCCUAAGCGAGGUUUUUAUUCAAUCCAAAAGAUAUAUACCCAUUGGUCUCAUAGCCAAGUCAUUUUGGAAAUUAUCUCAUCAUCGCAACAUCUCAUCUCGUUUUUUUGAAUCCUUCAUAUCAUAUUCUUCAACUAUUUCUAGAAUCCCUUGCGUGGUUUUGAUUUUAUCAUGAGUUUCUUGGCUCUACCAAAGACAACUAAGCGGCGACGGAGAGGAGGCCACGCAGAAUUGACGAACAUUGACACAGAUUCAGUACCUCCACCUUCAUGUUCAAAUUCAAGCCCUACACCUCCUAGCCCCCCAAAUACCUCAUAUACAAUCCAAUUGGCAUCUUGGUCUCGACCUAAAAAACCUUCUGCUCAUCAAUCUGGUUUUAGAAUUGGUCGUGGUUCAUUCUUACCUUUCAAUCAUUCGAAAUUGAUUCAUGAAGCUUUUAUUGAAUCUAAAAUAUUUAUCAGGAAACUCAAGACCAUGAAUCGGAUUCCUCAAGAUAAUCCUGAAAUGAAUUCACCAAUUCAACCUCCAAUUAUGUUAUCCAAACCGAUGCUUAUUCCCCAAUCUACUGCAGGAACACCUUCAGCUCCAUUUUUAAGAUGUGCAACUGAAGAAUUGAAUCAAUCUACCAAUCGCAUAUCAAUCGAACUCUUCACCGAUUUUCUCGAUCUAACCAAUGCACUUCUGUUAGCUGGAAUUGGUACUGGUUGCGCUGCAUCUGAUUUACAAGAUUAUCAUGAGACAUUCCAUUUUCCACCCCCAGCCGAACAAGAUUUCUCGACACCACCACCUGAAUAUUCAAACGAACCGAAGCCAAUCGACCGAUUUAUUUUAAAGUCAAAUGAAUAUCUCUUCAGACCGCGCGGAUUAGAAUGUCAAAUCUUAACAAAUCAACAAAUUCGAGAUCUUUUCAAUUUAUUGGAUCCAUUGAAGAAUUUAAAUCAGAAUGAAAUAUCAAGACUCUCUUCACCAACUCCUCAAGCUGCUCCAACCCCAUCCCAUCAGUCUAUCGGGUCCUUACCUUCUGAAUAUUCCACACUGGCUUUACCACUCAAAUUGACUCUUUUGUCUCAUUUUCCUGUCAGAAUCAAAGGUAUAGAUCAAAUCUAUACUAUCAAGAAUUCCACUUCUAAAGUUGGCUCUACUAGUAGCACUCCUUCUACCUCUCCUUCAAAUCCACAAUCUCAUUAUUGGCAUCAUAAUUCUGAGCUUGAAGAUUCGGCUAGAUCUAACUUGUUGGCUUCUGAUCCGGCUUAUUGGAUCUUGAUUGAUAAAUUUUGAAGUGAACACUCUCCUUUUUGAUCUUUCUUGAUUUCUUGAUUACUUUGCUUUUGAACUUGACUUUUCUCUUGAUCUCAUCUUUGGUCUUGUCUUCUGGACUUUUUUCUUUCCUCCGUUCCUUUCAAGCCAGCAGGCUUUUGUGUGCUUCUGUCGUCUUAUUUCCAUAUCUCUCUCUCUCUUAGCAAGCAUUGAAUCUUUCAUCUUUAUCUAGAGCUCUUGUUUGAUUAACCUCUUAUUUAUUCGCCCAAUCGGUGCUGGAUUUUAUCUGCUCAUUUCAUCAACUCGUUUUUAAAUCAACUCGUUUUUAAAAUAGUCGCCAUUCGAAGUUUGAACAGAUUGAAAUGACCGAUAACAUUGUCCAAAAGAAAUUGGCAAUUGAUAUUUUCAAA